Magnusiomyces paraingens is the source of this 3258-nucleotide messenger RNA. RefSeq lists its product as uncharacterized. Gene Ontology annotation, biological process: calcium ion transmembrane transport; intracellular calcium ion homeostasis. Gene Ontology annotation, molecular function: ATP hydrolysis activity; ATP binding; P-type calcium transporter activity. The record is from RefSeq and is a predicted model, not a curated record. The coding region runs from base 1 to 3258 and encodes 1085 amino acids. Gene Ontology annotation, cellular component: plasma membrane. The transcript is spliced from 2 exons. NCBI's taxonomy places the organism in Eukaryota, Fungi, Ascomycota, Dipodascomycetes, Dipodascales, Dipodascaceae.
AUGAAUAGUAAAAAAAAAUUCCCCAUCGUUAAGAUCAAAUCAGCAGCUCAAUCUAUAUCUUCUGUUUCAGAUCUGUCAGGUUCUAAUUCCCCAACAAUUCAAAAUAAAAAACAGACCCCAUGGAGUUUGACAAUCGAACAAACCGAACAAGAAUUCAAAACAAGUACAACUAAAGGCCUUAGCAAUGAAGAAGCUGAAGCUCGAAUUGCCAAAUAUGGUCUUAAUCAAUUAGACCAAGGAGAAAGUAUUUCGAUUAUUAAAGUAUUGAUGAGACAAGUAUGCAAUGCAAUGGUUCUUGUACUUUUAAUUUCAAUGGCUAUAUCCUUCGGCAUUAAGGACUGGAUCGCUGGCGGCGUUAUCUCUGGUGUAAUUGGCAUUAAUGUUUUUGUGGGAUUUAUCCAAGAAUAUAAUGCCGAAAAAACCAUGGAGUCUCUUCGAUCAUUAUCUUCUCCCACCGCUAGAGUUAUAAGAAACGGCACUGAUGAGACUAUACCUUCAAUUAAUGUUGUCCCAGGAGAUUUAAUUGUCGUCAAAGUUGGCGAUACUGUUCCAGCAGACCUAAGAAUAGUUGAUUCCAUGAACUUUGAAACCGAUGAAGCUUUAUUAACUGGCGAAUCUCUUCCAGUAUCUAAAGAUCAAAGUCUAAUAUUUCCCAUUGACUGCGGUGUCGGAGAUCGCAUUAAUAUGGCUUACUCUUCCUCCAUUGUUACUAAAGGUCGCGCUACUGGUAUCUGCACUAGUAGUGGUAUGUUUACAGAGAUUGGUGUCAUUGCAAUGUCUUUGCGAUCUCAAAAUAAGGGCUUUCGACCGGUUAAACGCGAUGAGUUUGGUAAAGCACAUAAAAGAGACUAUGUGGGUGCAUUCGUCGGCACAAUCAAAGAUGCCAUUGGGGCAUUUCUCGGAGUCAAUGUGGGCACGCCUCUUCAAAGAAAACUAGCACAAUUAGCAAUAUUUCUUUUUGGUGUUGCUGUUAUAUUUGCGAUUGUCGUCAUGGCCGCUCAAAAAUUUAAGGUUAACCGUGAAGUUGCAGUCUAUGCAAUUGCCGUUGCCUUAUCCAUGAUUCCUGGUUCUCUUGUUGUCGUCCUUACAAUCACUAUGGCUGUAGGGACAAAAGUCAUGGUUAAACGCAAUGUUAUUGUUCGGAAGCUUGAUUCACUCGAAGCGCUGGGUAUUGUGAGCGACAUUUGUUCUGACAAGACUGGCACUCUUACACAAGGUAAGAUGGUUGGCAGAAAGGUUUGGAUUCCUGCAGUGGGGACUUAUCAGGUAAUCAAUUCUACCGAGGCUUUUAAUCCUACAACUGGUCAGGUGACAUUUUCCCCUAAUACACCGUAUGAGGACAGCAUUGAAGAUGAUGUGCACCAAGAAUACCCCCAACCUCAUCCAAAGUACUUUACUGAAUGGUUAAACUCUGCAUCUCUUGCAAAUAUUGCAAAUAUUCAUUGCGAGGCUGAUGAAUCUGGUAAUAAUGUAUGGAAAGCCAAUGGAGAUCCUACAGAAAUUGCAAUCCAGGUAUUUGCUCACCGCCUAGACUGGCAAAGAAACAAAUGGACCGAAGGUGAAAACCCUAAGUUCACGCAUCUUGCCGAGUUCCCUUUUGAUUCUUCCAUUAAACGCAUGAGUGCUAUUUACAAGGAAAAUUCAACUGGGCAUGUGUACGUUUUUACAAAGGGGGCAGUAGAACGUGUUCUUGAUUGCUGCUCCACUUGGUAUGGAGGCUCCAAUCCUGAUGAAAAUGGCGUUUCAACACUUACAGAAGAAGAUACUCAGUUGGUUUUUAAAAACAUGAAUGCUCUUGCAAAACAAGGUCUGAGAGUGCUAUCCUUUUCUUUCAAACUUUACACUGGACCCAAAGAUAUCAACUGGAAAGAAGUAAAUCGUAACGAUAUCGAAAAAGAUCUUCACUUCUUAGGACUAAUUGGUAUUUAUGAUCCCCCUCGUCUCGAAUCCGCUGGUGCUGUUAAAAUGUGCCACCGCGCUGGAAUUAAUGUCCACAUGCUUACUGGUGAUCAUCCAGGUACUGCAAAGUCAAUUGCUCAAGAAGUUGGAAUUCUACCGCAUAAUCUCUAUCACUAUCCAGAAGAUGUCGUUAAAGCAAUGGUUAUGACUGCACAACAGUUUGAUUCUCUUUCUGAUGAAGAAAUUGAUGCUCUUCCCGUUUUGCCACUGGUAAUUGCUCGUUGCGCUCCUCAGACUAAGGUUCGCAUGAUUGACGCUCUCCACCGCCGUAAGGCCUUUUGUGCCAUGACCGGUGAUGGUGUCAAUGACUCACCUUCUCUUAAGCGUGCCGACGUUGGUAUUGCAAUGGGUAUUUCAGGCUCGGAUGUUGCUAAAGAUGCUUCUGAUAUUGUUUUGUCUGAUGAUAACUUUGCGUCUAUUCUUAAUGCGGUUGAAGAGGGUCGUCGCAUGGCUGCUAAUAUUCAAAAGUUUGUUUUACAUUUACUUGCUGGUAAUGUUUCACAGGCAUUGUUUUUACUGAUUGGACUUGCAUUUCAAGAUGAUGAUGGGUAUUCAGUUUUUCCAUUAUCUCCAGUUGAGGUUUUGUGGGUUAUUAUGAUAACAUCAUCAUUCCCAGCGAUGGGGCUUGGUAUUGAAGCAGCUGCGCCUGAUAUUAUGGACCGACCUCCUGUAAACUCUAAGGCUGGAAUUUUUACUUGGGAAAUUAUUAUUGAUAUGAUGUGCUAUGGUGUUUUGAUUGCUAUCGUUUGUAUUUUUUCGUUUGUUGUUGUUGUUUAUGGAGCUGGAAGUGGAAACCUGGGUGAAAACUGCAAUAAUAAGUACACUGAAUCCUGCUUGUAUGUUUUCCGUGGUCGCUCUACUUCUUUUUUGACAAUGACUUGGUGUCUUUUACUUUUGGCUUGGGAAGUGAUUGAUUUGCGUCGUUCUGUUUUCGCUAUGCAUCCUGAUUCUGAGACUCCAUAUACACAAGUAUUUAAAGAUCUUUGGAGUAAUAAGUUUUUGUUUUUGUCGGUCGUUUUGGGAUUUGCCAGCGCCCCACCUUUGCUUUACAUUCCUGUUAUUAAUAAGAUCGUUUUCAAGCAUGGACCUAUUUCAUGGGAGUGGGGUAUAUCUGUUGCGUCUGUUAUUUUAUUUUUUUUGGGAUCAGAAAUGUACAAGUGGUUUAAACGCAUUUAUUUUAGAAAUAAAGAAGGGAAUAAGAUAAAAACCGAAGAAGACUUAGAAAGUGCCACUUUUUCAAAGUUUUCUUCAAUCUCAAAAGAACCGCAAGAACAUUUAAUCAUGAAAUCUAUUCAAUGA